Molecule: messenger RNA, 1803 nt
Organism: Penicillium taxi
Lineage: Eukaryota; Fungi; Ascomycota; Eurotiomycetes; Eurotiales; Aspergillaceae
Exons: 2
Coding region: 1-1803 (600 amino acids)
Source: RefSeq, a predicted model, not a curated record
AUGCUCGACACCAGCAAUUCUAUCGCUCUCACAGCCUUUGUUGUAUCGUUAGUCGCUCUAGCCGUGACAAUCGCACAGCUUUUACAGCAAUACUUUGCCACAGCUCAAGGAUACAACCGCUGCUCCAACCGUUUCAUCGGCGACUGGUCUCGUUUCCGCCAUCGCCAUUUCAUUUGGCGUGAGUUUCGCUUUGAAGUCGAAUUUGUCCGUCCACAUAUUUAUAUUGGGACUGCCGAUCAACACAUCGGAUUUAAGCAACGACUUCCCACUCCCUCAUGGAGUGUAUUUGAUUUACUGCCGACCGUGCGAAAAGAAAAAGAAUGGCGUGCAAAUUAUCUAGGGCGGUCCAUUUUGGUUAGUCAACUUGGAACUGAUUUUCAAAAUGAACAUACUCACGCAUCGUGGCCUAUGUUCAUACGACACAUCAAAAUUUUUGAUGCGCUAGCGAACAGAAGACUACCACACCCCAAGCAUCAGCAGGGAUUUGACAGUACAGGGCCGCAAAAUAAUGACUACCGGAAACCAAAAACGACUCAAUGUUAUCAUCUCACAUCCCAAUUUGGGAUCUAUAUUUACUUUAAGCCCUGUACCUGGGAUGAAGUCGCGGCAAACUCCACACAACUGACAGGCACAGUCUCAAUCCGUGACCUUGUAGUAUUGGCCCGCCUACUCGGCCUUGAUUGGGACCAUGGGCCAUUCCUCUUCCAUCCGAAUACAUCUGAUGCUAUAGCCCCGAAAACAGCAACUGAUAUAUCGCUAAAUACCAAUGACUAUAUGCAAGCCGCUGGAAACAGGCUCUCACUGGCGAAGUACAUUACACCGCAACUGCGGUAUGAUCAUCAAACAAACUUUCCACCUCACCUUCAGUCUUCUAGAAAAGACACCUUUUGUGUGCAUUCGGGCUCUGUUGCUAUGUUUUACAGCCACAUUUUGCCCGACGAAACCCUGCUUCCGGGGUGCAAAUCGACAACGAUUUACGGCACUAACUCAUGGGAAACUUGGUUACAGAGGAUGUGGAUCAAGGAAGAUCUGUCGCCACGGCCUUCGCUAGUGAAUUGCCUUGUCUCACUGUGCUCGGCUAUCAUAACUGACCCGGCAAUCUAUGCUGUUCGGGUUCCGAAACCACACCCCUUCAUCCUGGGCCCGUUUGUUAGGCCCAAAAUUGCGGAGCUUUUUCGAAAAGGGCUAAAUCAAAUUGUAUCGACACAAGCUGAGACUGGCUCUGCGGAACAUAUCCGACUGAUAGCUGUUGCAAUCGAUAACCUAGAACAGUAUCCCACACAGACCCGAGCAGACAAAAAUCAUCUAAGCUACUGGGCAGCAUGCCAGGGCGACAGCCCAGCGUGGAGCAUGCUAGAACGAGACCCGACUCAUGAGGCAGAAUUAUUCUUUGAGAAAGUACAUGUCUAUUUAACGUGGGUCGAGGGGAUGCUAGGAGCUUUUCUGCAACGGAUGGAUGAAUCGAAUGGCCCAUACAUAUAUUUCUAUUUUGAUUUGGUAUCCGCAUUUAUAGAGUUCGUUGCCGAGAUGGAGACAAGCGAGCCAGCCACCCAGACCCAAGCCAGAAUAGGUCCUUUCCUGCAAUGGCGACGGACAAUGAAGGCGUUUUUCAGACAUUUCAGUGUCAUUGAGAUGAGAGUUCGGGAUCGUGGGAAAAGACGUGCGCUCAUGCAUGUCAACGGUGUAUCUUCAGAUAAUCUGAGCACGCCGUUUGAUUCUAUAAUCGAUUGCGGGCAGCUGCAAGGAUAUGAUGCUAUCAGCUCAGAUGAGAUGACCUUUGCAGCAGGCAUCGAUGUCAUCUAA